This is a messenger RNA of Pestalotiopsis fici W106-1, 1743 nucleotides long. RefSeq lists its product as uncharacterized. The record is from RefSeq and is a predicted model, not a curated record. The transcript is spliced from 2 exons. Gene Ontology annotation, molecular function: ATP binding; protein kinase activity. NCBI's taxonomy places the organism in Eukaryota, Fungi, Ascomycota, Sordariomycetes, Amphisphaeriales, Sporocadaceae. The coding region runs from base 1 to 1743 and encodes 580 amino acids. Gene Ontology annotation, biological process: protein phosphorylation.
AUGGCAGAAGCCGUAGGCACGGCCCUGGCCGUCGUCGGCGUGCUGGGCCAAGUUUUCGACGGCUGCGUCAAGGCCUACUCGUACUUUAGCCGGGCGGCCUCGUUUGACGCCGACAGCCAGCGUCUCGUCUGCAAGGUCCGGAUCGAGGAGACGCGGCUCGUCGUGUGGGGCCGCGAGUGGGGAGUCGCCGAGGGUCGUCUCGAAAAGCACCUCAGUCAGGUGGACAUUGGGGGUGGCGGAGGCGGUGUUGGUAAGCUUGUGGAUGGUGGUGGCUCGGGAGGGAGUGGUGGACUUUUGCGGAACAUGGCGCUCGAGAUAUUGAAUAAUCUCCACGCCACUAUUACCGAUGUACAAAAGCUCAAGGGCAGGUAUGGGCUCGUGGAUGGGGACGAGAAAGAUGGUGGAAAGAGGAUGGAACCGUCAGCCCGGAGGUCGAGUAGUGAUGUACGAAAUGUCGGCGAUAAAAUGAAGGGCUUGACUAUCAGAGCGAGAUGGGUUGUUGCCGGUGAGUUGGUUAUUAUUCAAUCCUUCUACAAGACGGCAAGACUGAGAUUCACAGACAAGGACAAGUUUGAUUCAUUAUUAGCAGACCUCAAACAUUUCAAUGAUGGCCUGGAACAGUUAUUUCCCGCCUCUCGAAUACCAGGCGUACAACGGACUUGGGUUUUUGAAAUGCUUCACGCAGCCAAGGACGUGGAACAGCUGAGCGUGCUGGAAAAGGCCUCGGAUGAGACAUAUCCCAAGUUGAACGCAUCCGCCAGCCUCAAGAAACUGCGCGUCAACCUCGACAGCACGCCCCAGCAGAAAUUCCGGCCUACCUAUGCGCUCAAGGUACAAAGGCAUGCGCUGAAAUUAUCAGACACUGAUACCAAAAGGAGCGAAGCCUUUCACGACCCCAAGGGCAACGUCAUCAUCGAAUGGGUCGACUAUGACAAGGAGGACCUUGAUGGACGUGUCGUCCACAUGCGCCGGCUCGACGACCUUGCUCGGAUAAUGCACCUGGCUGUAGACCGGCAUCCGGAUCUGCACACGAUAGACUGUCUGGGCUACACGGACGAUACCGCCAUGAGCCGGUACGGACUCGUCUAUCGGGCUCCGGAGCCAUCGUACUCGACGCUGCACAAGCUCAUAUCUACCAACGAGUUCAAAACACCCGAUCUCAAUGACAGAAUCCGACUGGCGCACACACUUUCGGUGGCGCUCUUGUCUCUGCAUUCCCUCGAUUGGCUGCACAAGUCACUGUGCUCCAAUAACAUCCUCUUCUUUCCCUCUCCCUUUUCGGCCUCGGCUACGAGAGCAACCGCGUCAGCAGCCUUGGUACCAGACAUUUCGAAUCCGUACCUCGUAGGCUUUGACGCUUCGCGGCCCGAGCUGGACACGGAAAUGUCUGUAGCCCCCAAGAACCCUUCGAUUCUCGACUUGCAUCGGCAUCCAAAAUCACUCAGUGGACCGUCGCGCAGACCAUACUGCAAGAGCUAUGACCUCUAUAGUCUGGGACUGGUUCUGCUAGAGAUUGGAGACUGGAAGGUCCUGCAGACGUACUAUCGACCGCACUACUCGGCCGAGCGCUGGCGGGACAAGAUCAUCUUGCCACAGCUUUUGCCGCGCCUGGGAGCCAAGGUUGGACGGCUGUACCGCGACCUUGUCGAAAAGUGUCUGACGGCCAAGGACGAUAUAUCGAGCGAGGAUGCCGCCCAACUCAUGGAAGAAGUCGUAGCAACGUUGGAAAAAAUCAACGUAUAA